Messenger RNA from Caenorhabditis remanei, 213 nucleotides. RefSeq lists its product as uncharacterized. The coding region runs from base 1 to 213 and encodes 70 amino acids. The transcript has 2 exons. The record is from RefSeq and is a predicted model, not a curated record. NCBI's taxonomy places the organism in Eukaryota, Metazoa, Nematoda, Chromadorea, Rhabditida, Rhabditidae.
AUGGCCAAAUUCCCAGCAGUGAAAAUGAUGGUUAGCAGAAAACUGGAGAUUGCACCGGUUGCUGAGCAAAAUGGAAGCCCGAAAAUCGCACUAAUCAACGGAAGAAACGCCAAUGAAAGUAGAGGAAGCUGUUGUACAUACUGCUCAAUUCCACUUCCACCUCCAGAAUAUCUCGAAGACAUGUCUUCAGAAGACGUGAAGUCUUCUCGGUGA